UCGCAGAUGGAAAUCCCCAUGUCCUAUGGUUUGAGGUUGUAUUUAACAUUCCAGGCCUGGUAUAUAUACAAAAUAACGACUGGUCUUCCUUUUCCAAGACGAACUGAACUGACUCAUCCUCUCUGCAUCAGGCAUCACUACAGCAAAGAUGGCAUCAGGUUUUCACUUGGCUUUCUUCCUCUGUUUGACCAGCGGACUGUUGAUUUCAUUAACUCGGUCCACCAGGAUUGAACGCCACGUGGCAGGCUGUCCUCACGGUUGGACUCAAUAUGGCGCUCGCUGUUUCAUCGUUCAGACAGGUCACAGGACCAUGGCUGAUGCAGAGCUCACCUGCACUGCUUUUGGUGGGAACCUGGCCUCAAUCAGCAGUUACGGGGAACACUUGUUCAUUAGGAAUCUGAUUUUCCGUACGUGUGGCUCAUUUGUAACGACGUGGAUUGGGCUCUUUGAUGCAAUCCAGGAGGGAAAGUGGUUGUGGACUGAUGGUUCGAGAGUUGUCUUCACACACUGGGGUCAUAGGGAGCCUAACAACGCAGGAGGAGAACACUGUACAGAGACCAACUUUAGAGAAAGCUUUUGGAAUGAUGUCCCAUGUCACAGCACAAAACCUUUUGUUUGUGCCAGGAAAGUGUGAUGCGUCCCGCCAUCUGCCGUCAUAUGUACGAUUACGAUGUCACUACCACCAUGAUGACGAUAUUUGAUAAUAGCGAACUUGCUCUAAUGAUUCACUUCCAAUUUAACGCUUCCAAAUCAAAUUCCUCCAAAAUCAGUAAAAAGCAAUACCACCCUCCUGACCGUUCAUUCUGAAUUGUUAAAAACUCGACACCAUAGGACAUUGCCUCACUAAACUGGUUAAACUGUGAUUAUAAAUCUUUUUUUUUUUUUUUAAUGAGGGGAAAAGAUAUUUCUUGUGAUUUUUUCAUUUAGUUUCAUAUAUAAUUUAAUUUCAAUCAAUGCCAAAACAAACUGGAAAAUAAAUUACACUGAAAUAAACAUUAUCUGACAGCAUAAUGUGUUCCUGUUAUGAAAUCUUUCUCCAUUUUACCUGUGUGUGUGUGUGUGUGUGUGUGUUAUAAUAGAAUGUGCAGGGAAAUGAAGGAACUUAUUGCACACCAGGAGGAAGUAUAAAUAUUAAAAGUUCACGUUUACUAAAAAAACAGUUACAACUGUGCAAACGAUGCAUUUCUCCACAGAUCCUCCUUCAGAACAGUAAUGCACACUUUGUCCAUUUAAAGUCAGCUAUCAAUGUGUUUAAGUCUCUCCCAACACCAUUUUACUGACUGUUAUACACAAAACCUUUAACUGCAGAUGAGGUAAAUACAAUAUUUCUUAAAACCUUAAAAUAAAAAGCCUGUCAUGAGCUUGAACACAGAAGUCCAAUAAAGGGGAUGCACAAUAUAGCGGUGGCUGAUAAGAAAAUUAAAUUAUCGUUUGGCUGUUAAUGCGAGAGGACACAGCGGAGAGAAUGAAACAGACUUGAGGUUAUAUUUCACUUAAGUGCGAAGAAAAUCUGCCAGUAGGGAAGACUGUACUUUAUAGGUUUUAUAAUUUAUUAAACACUCGUUGAACAAGCAAAACAUAAACUUGGAAGAUGUCUCCGAGCGGUAAACUGCCCCCCUCCUCCUCUGCAACAACAUCCGUAUGUUUUACACAGCUAUACAGAGCUCAUUGUGCUAAUAGCAAAUAGUUAUGAACAUGCUAACUAAUUGGAUGUUAACCUCAGCAGCAGAGGCUUGAUCACUGAGGAGAGGAUGAGUGACUGCACAGGACUGUUAGCCAGUUUAUUGAAAAUGGCUUGCAGGCUUUCUAAACAGUCGAGUUCAACCAUUAAUUAGUAAAGUUAUUCUAAUGGCUUUUGUAGCCUAUACAUGCUUGUAGUUAUCAUAGUCUACAUUAUUUUUAUUUUUUUUAAACUACGGUUGUUACAAACAAGUUUACCAGAUAUUAAUGUAUUCUUUAUUCUGGGGAUGGUGCUGUAUUAGAGAAAUAGAUUUGUCAGUCUAAAAUUAUAUUUAUUUUCCUCUUCACAUUGUUGCUUUUCUAAAAAAGAUUAAUACUGUUUCGAAUUCCCCAUAAAAGACGGAAGUUACCAUGAGUAACUUUCCCCAUCCAGGCUCAGGGAAAGCACUCAAAAGUAUCAGAUUGCUUCCAUAGUUUCUUCUUGGCUGCUUAAACAAAAGAUGUGGUUGAUUAAAUGGCAUGUUGUAUUUUUUCACUUGGUAAUUUCCGCAUUUUCUGAUGAGUAUUAAUUUUUGAAAUGACAGCUAUUACUUUCCUUUACAUUUAAAAGGCUAACUGUCCAAUGCACAUUAUUGCUUUUUAACAGCCUGAGCAAGGAAAACACUCCAGCUUAUGUGACAAACCGGCUUAUAUCCUCCUUUUUUUUAAAGAUGACACAGCAAAGCACACACACCUGAAUUCAUCAAAGAAAGUUGCCAAAAGAGGAACAUGUGUGACCCUGGUGUAGCACACCUUAUCCCCUCAGUCUCUUUAUCUGUACUAACACAAACCAGAACACACACACCUUCGUCUUUGACACGUAAACUCUGGUAACAGUUCAGCAGGUCACCAUUUUUACCGUAACGCCAGUGCCGUUCAUACUUGUGCUGAAUAUCUUGUUGGUCAGCAGUACACAAUGGUAACAACGAACAUCUGUGUACAUUUAUGAGAAAAUACAUUACUAAAUAAAUGUGCAUAAAAACUUUAAAAUUAAAGUUUGGGAGCAGCUGGUGUGUAAACGGGUAUUUAUUUUUUUAACACCAGGCAUUUUCAGGUGAAAAUAAUUAACCUUUAUGCUUGCCUGCCCCCCCCCAACACACACUAGUUGUCUUAAAUUGCUUUUGUACAGAGUAUGGACUACACAUAAUGGCGGUUGUGUCACUAUGUCUAAUGUAUACUGCGUACAAAUCAUUGGAACUGCUGAGGUAAAUUAAAAAAAGCUGUCGUUCAUGUUUACAGAUGUCGGCCACGGAUGACCCAGACAAGCAUGGUCAGUAACUGUGAGACUUAGUUUUUAGAUUUGUGUGGUUGCUGUAUGUUUAAAAUGAUUUCAAUAGGCCUUUUUCACCAGACAUUUAAUAAUGGCUCUAUUCCAUUUACGUGCCCUAGUAGGCCAAGCCAGUGAGCCAGCAUGCAUAAUACCAGGACCCUAAAUGGAAUGCAGCCAUGAUGAACAUUAUUAUUUACACCUGUGCUUUUCCUGCUAUUACAAGUCAAAAUGUCUGCUGUGUUUGUUUUUGUUUUUAGGUACAUGUAGCUAAAACUAAUGAAGUCUUAUAUAAACAGUCCUGCAAUAAUGUUCAGUGUUAGUUGAGACUGACAGAGAGGUGUUGAUUAAACCAUUUUGAAUUGUUGAAUUGUUAUACCAACAGGUGUUUCUAUCAUUUUGUCCACCUCAUUUAUGUCAGUGAAGGUAGGCUAAAUAACAGAAACACAAAACAUGACAAGCAGGUAGUCGAAAAUAAAUUGUGUUUUAGCUGCAUUCACUAAUACUGCAGUGGUUUGACUGGAUACAUAAAACAAUAUGAAGAUUAAAUUCUUGUACCUUGUGUAGCAACAUUUAGCAAACAUUUCUUGUCAUGCAAGCAAAGUAUAUUUGAAUUUUAAAAAUGCAUAGUAUUUUUUUUUUUAAAUGAAGCCCUUUGUGAGGCCUGUACAUAUUAUAUUGUGGUCUUUGACAUUUAAUAAUUACCUUUACUUACCUUGUUUAUUUUUUCUUACAUAUUUUUGUUAGUUAUUUACACAAAUUUGGUGUGUAGCGCCACACUGCCAAUACAUAAUCAUCCAAUACAGGACUUACCUUAAGAGGGGCUUCUUUCUUGAGCUUUGUGAAGAGCUGGGAACUGAAGAAAUGUUGUAGAUAAUCUUGUUGCGGAGUGACGGCCAGAAACUGAUAAAAAUGUCCCGUCGCCAUUUUCGUUCCAAAUUCCCGCCACCUCCUUCUCCUCUGGCUUCUUGUCACUCUCCUUUUAGCUACUUGUACUAAUUACAGUCUUUAAUGUUGGCGGUGAGACUAAUAACAUUUUUCCCCGAAGUUACAGUUAUCUUGCUGCUGCUGAUUAACGUUACACGUUAAAGUAAAUUACUUUAACAGCAGUUACCUUUACUUAAUCCAACAACUGUUAGCCCGGCUGCUGAUGGCGGCUGGAGCUAAUGCCUGCUCUUAUAGGUGGCGUCUGUCCAAUUAUUUUCACGGUAAAAGAAGCUGAAACUCGGGGUUCCCUUUUGAAUUUCCCCCUACCCGACUGCAGGACCGUCAUGGCCGUCUUAACGGCUGACCAGGUGCAGUAAUAUAGCUCAAUUAAGGCAGCCAUUCGGCGCUAGCUCAAUAUAAAAUAGUCUUAUGAGACGCACGUUGAAAAUAUGACCACCAUUGAAGGGCAGGUGAACUUCUCAGCAACAUUUUUAAGUGAAUUCACGUCGAUGUAAAGCAAUAAAAACAUGACUCUCUCCAACAAACUGCAGGUAACUGCCAAACGCACUGUCCAAGUUUGAUCCAAGAUGGCGCAUACUUGCUUCCUCGCUGGAGAGCUGCGCAGCCGCAGUUGUUUGUGCUCAGUGCUGCCACAGGUGGCCACAAACUAUAGUUUAUUUAUUUAGCAACAACACUGGUGAAGCAAACAUAUUCCUGGGGCUUUCCAUUCAUCCAUAAGAUAUAUUGAUAUUUACUGCAGUACUAGAUUCUAAAAAUGUAAUGUGUUAUUCAAUAGUUACAAUAAAAUAUCCAGAAAAAAAAUGGUAAAAUAUCCAAAGAAAUCAGUAAAAUAUCCCAAAAUUCUUAGUUAAAAAUACGUAAAAUAUUACGAAUAUACCUGAAAAAUAUUAGUAGAAUAUCCAAAUAAAAUCAGGAAAAUAUCUGAAAAACAUUAGUCAUAAGCCUGCUACUAAAAUAUAUCAAAAAGCAGCUUUAAUUACAAUUUCCAGCAAAGUGAGUUCUGCAGUUAAUCAUUUAUUAAGUUUUAGUAUUCAAAUGACAAAUACCCAUUUUAAUGUCAAAUUAAACGCCAUAUGUCUUUUAACAGUCAGAAUCUUGUAGUCUUUUUGCUCACAGUAUCUCAAACUAAAUUUAGUUUGUUUCUUUUUCAGUGUACAAACUUUUACUUUGUUGUAUAUUUUAUCACGUAUAAGAUUAUUUAGCUCUUCAUUCUGAAAAUGUAAUUGUGAUAUUUACACCGCCUUCCUCAAUAACCUGCAUGUUCUCAUCCAAAAUCAUAAUUAUAACAUUCUUACAUUAGACCUUUAAGUAGGCGAGUCAUUUGUAUCUGAAAAUUAUUAUAAUUAUUUUAUCUUAAAACAUCUUGUUCGGGAUCCAGCUAAAUGUCAAUAAACUGCACUAACAACAGUCCCAGAUGGAUUUAAAGCAGCUUUGAAGAACCAAAAAAAAAUCCAGUCAGCCAAUGUAAUAGUACAAAGAACGGGGCCCUGAAUCACAAAGCAAGAUUAUCUGGCUGUCUUUGGGUUUAACUCACUUCCACCUGCACGGCUAACCUGCCAAGAGACUGACCAAUCAGAUCACUGGAGUCCUACAGGAUCCUGACGGGGACAAAAGUACUGACUUUACAAUAAGGUGACACGUUAAGAGCAAUAUACGUGGAGGUCACUGGAUCAUUUUUGCUGUUCCACUCCGGUUUUAAAAACAGAGCUUCUGAUUGUUCACUAAAUAAUCACACAGUGAAUGAUGAUUAUAAAUGCACUUUAAUUUAAUAGCUUUUAAACUCGUACUCCAUCACUGCAGCUUAGGAUAACAUGAGGUGACUUUGUGGUGAUAAUAAUAAUUUAUAAAAAAAACUAAACCCUCUGUUGUCUUUUAUUAAAAAAAUAAUCCAUACAGUAGCUCCCAUGAACUACCUUUAACUUUAUCUGCACCACGUUCAUAAUAGUUUGUUUAUCAUCGGACAAAAAAAAGCAAAUUUACAGCCUCACUUUUAAUAAUUUGGAAAUUAUUUCAACUGUUUCUACAGUUUCUUAUUCUAUUCUAGCUACGUGAUUACAUUGAAUACAUUUCUCCUGGCUGAAUAUCACUUUUUGCUGUCGCUUUCAACACAUUUUCACCGUUUCUUCCCAUUUCAUAAAAGCACCUCACUCGUAUUUCUGAUGACGUUACGUGUAAUUAACACUCUUCCGGCGCUGGACCAGUAAACCCAGCGUUAACAGAGCCAGCUGAUACCAGUUAUCCGGCUCAGGGAAGCCAGGUAACCCAAAGAGAGCCAGAGUUGAGUUAAACUUGCUUCGUGGUACAGGCCCCUUUUCACGACAUUAUACAACACUAAACACAAGAGUGUGGAUAAAUAAAAGGUUAUUAUGUUUCCUAUCACACCCAGUCAACUGUCUAAUGAAGGCACAGAGGAAUAAAAUGCUUCACUUAUACAAUACUGACAGUAAAAACAUUUGACACAGCUGUUGUCAAAAAAAAAAAAAAAAACAAGAGCUUUGGAGAUGAUUGGAGGGAUGUUGAUCGCCAUGAACCUUCAGGGAUAAACAAUAUUUCUGCAAAGACAAGUCAAAUAUUCCCAAACGCCAACGGAUUUUUAAAGGAACAGCCAGUGACGGAGGAUGAGAGGCAGUAGUCAUGUCCAUUUACUGUCUUUGCAUACACGUCGAUACAAACAGGGAAAUGAAAACACAAAACUGGAGGAUGAACAGAGAAAAACAAGCAAAAAAAAAAACAUCAAAUUUCUCUUUCCUUCACCCGAGUUCUUAUACAGAUAAAAAGCAGCUGCACUUUAUUUUAUUUAUUUUUUUAAAACAUGAGAUACAAAUAUUAGCUUUACACACUCAGCUCCACUGUUACUUCUGUUGGCACAUUGAGACACAAACAGCAACAAAGAUAAAAACAAAGAAAAGCUGAUGAAAUCUGUAUGGAGGUCCUCGUUCUGGUUCACGUCGCUCGAAUGAAUCAAAUCAUUCUCGCAAUCACAGACGGAAACGAAGAGUAAAAACCUUUUCAAGACCCAGGCGAGCUCGCAGUUCAGAUGCUUCGUCGAUUUUAACUCAAUUUUAUGCUGCGAAACGGUACGUUGCUUCAACCUUGACUUCAGUCUCUCAGCAAAGUGAGAAUAAAAUUAAAAGAUGUAGACUUCUGCUUGGAAAAUCAUUAUCCAGACUGGCUCUGAAGACAAAGGGCAUGACAGACAUGCUCCUUCAAUAUCUAAAGGACGGAGGACGUCUGGUGAUCUGAUUCUAUAUUCUUCUUAUUGUCAAUAAUCCCAUAAAAAGACCCAAACCAGCAGUGAACGUAUCAGCUAACAGGCACCAUGUGUGAGUAUCGCAGCCUGAUGGAUCGUCUUCCUCCAUCGUUGUCCAGAAACUAUUAAAACACAUCAGUGAGUCGCUCUGUUGCACUGGCUGACAUGUUGCUUCAUCACCAUGAACACACACACUGUAGUUUAUUCUGACUCAGUCCCACACACACCGUCCUGCUGCCCCAAACACUCACUACAGCACCACAUGUGGAUUCAUCCGCCGCUGGAAAUAGUCCCCAACGAAUGCACUGUUUCCUCCUGUUUGUUUGAUUAAAAACUACCGUGUAAAAAUAAAACUAUUUAUUUGUGAGGUGUUGUUUUUUUUUUUAAAGAUUUACGUCUUCAGCGGGAACCAACGGGCUCGGAGCUGAGAGCCGGAGACAGGAAGUGAGACAGUGUUGAGGGGCGGACUGACACGCUGUUGGUUUUGGUCUUUUCAUGGAAUAUGUUGACAGACAACAAUAAAAACACCAGCCUUGUCCUUUAAAGAUGAACUUUUCUUUGACACGUAAGACCUUAAAUACUCUGAUGUUCUCUUGCCAACAGGAAACUGAAGCUGUGAAUAAAAAGACACCAAUGAUUAGCUUUGAUUUAACGGACGUCACCGUGUAUUAUCUUUAUGGUAGUACCAUAUCAUGAUCCGGACUUGAGCCACACUUCCCUGGUUAUUAUUCAAAGAAGAGAUUGUAGCUGUCACACAAAAACUGAUUAUUUUACCAAAUUCAAAUCAUACUCUCACAUAAUUACAACCAUUUGGGAUUGACUUUGGUACCUUAUUUUCACACUGUAAAGUCUGAUUUAUUAAUGAAAUAUGGAGCCUAGACACAUUACACUACUUAAACAUGAGAAGACUAAAUUAGAUUUUUUUUCUGGAGUUACUGACACACUUAUUUCCCUUUUCAACAUUAGGCCCGCAGUAUUUCUGGGGCUUUUGUGAGAGGAGCCGAACGUUUGGUGUCCUGAGGCUGAACACACUCUACCAGUUUACACCAGACUGACAGAAGAGCCUGAUCACUUCCCUGCGAAUUAAAAAUAAAAAAAUAAAACAAAAAACAUACAAGCGUGCAGACGCACAAGCAGAAAUA
Siniperca chuatsi (mandarin fish) is the source of this 8326-nucleotide messenger RNA. RefSeq names its product galactose-specific lectin nattectin-like. NCBI's taxonomy places the organism in Eukaryota, Metazoa, Chordata, Actinopteri, Centrarchiformes, Sinipercidae. The record is from RefSeq and is a predicted model, not a curated record. The coding region runs from base 149 to 634 and encodes 161 amino acids. The transcript has 7 exons.